UUAGCACCAUCUUUUCCAUCUCCUGCUCGUUCUGCCUUCCCGCCAUCUGACCUCCACAAGAUUCAGCCCGGUAGUGUUAGCCCCCUGGACUGGAUUCCUGAGGCAAACAGUCACCCUUAAGGUCGGCAACAGCCUCUUCUGGGUUCACUGCAGUCCAACCAGCUCCCUACCCGCCGCCAUUAUGAACAUCCGCAACGCUCGGCCGGAUGAUCUGAUGAAUAUGCAGCACUGCAACCUCCUUUGCCUUCCUGAAAACUACCAGAUGAAAUACUAUUUAUAUCAUGGCCUUUCCUGGCCCCAGCUUUCUUACAUCGCUGAGGAUGAGGACGGGAAGAUUGUGGGCUAUGUCCUAGCCAAAAUGGAGGAGGACCCAGAUGAUGUCCCGCAUGGCCAUAUCACCUCACUGGCCGUGAAGCGUUCACACCGGCGCCUCGGCCUGGCCCAGAAGCUGAUGGACCAGGCCUCCAGGGCCAUGAUAGAGAACUUUAACGCCAAAUACGUGUCUCUGCAUGUCAGGAAGAGUAACCGGGCAGCCUUGCACCUCUAUUCUAACACCCUCAACUUUCAGAUUAGUGAGGUGGAACCUAAAUACUAUGCAGAUGGGGAAGAUGCUUAUGCUAUGAAGCGGGAUCUCUCGCAGAUGGCAGAUGAGCUGAGACGACAAGUGGACCUGAAGAAGGGCGGGUAUGUGGUCCUGGGCUCCAGGGAGAACCAGGAGACACAGGGCAGCACACUUUGUGGUUCUGAAGAGGCCUGUCAGCAAAAGAACCCGGAUACCGAAGAAAGUGGCAGUGACAGCAAAGAACCUAAGGAGUCUGUGGAGAGCACCAACGUCCAAGACAGCUCAGAAGGCUCGGAUUCCACCUCCUAGAGCAUGCUUAAGCAUUGCAGGUCCUCAUGUCGCAACCACAUCUACCCUGUGAACCCUGGUUU
Molecule: messenger RNA, 933 nt
Organism: Rhinopithecus roxellana (golden snub-nosed monkey)
Lineage: Eukaryota; Metazoa; Chordata; Mammalia; Primates; Cercopithecidae
Gene: NAA11
Product: N(alpha)-acetyltransferase 11, NatA catalytic subunit
Exons: 2
Coding region: 182-871 (229 amino acids)
Biological process (GO): N-terminal peptidyl-glutamic acid acetylation
Cellular component (GO): NatA complex
Molecular function (GO): protein N-terminal-serine acetyltransferase activity; protein-N-terminal-glutamate acetyltransferase activity
Source: RefSeq, a predicted model, not a curated record